AUGGAGGGAGGGAGUGAGAAAGAAGGCAAAGUCUUUUGUGCUUCCCCUCCCCCCGAUCAAAGUAAAGGGGAAAUGUCUCAGCCAAAGGGAGGUAAGAGGAAGCCGGUGCUCUCGCUCUCCAAGGACGUGUUUGAGCAGCCUCCUGCUGCUGCCGCACCCCCAAGAGAUUUGGAUUCGAAAGCUUGUGUGACCAUCGGAGAGAAGAACGUUGUGGUGAAGGCCGAUGACUUGGAGCAGAUCGACGAGCUGGGAAGAGGGGCGUAUGGUGUGGUGGACAAGAUGAGGCACAUGCCCAGUGGCUUGAUCAUGGCAGUGAAGAGGAUCCGUGCCACAGUGAACACCCAGGAACAGAAGAGACUGCUGAUGGACCUAGACAUCUCAAUGAGGACAGUAGACUGCUUCUACACAGUUACCUUCUACGGCGCACUCUUCAGAGAGGGUGAUGUGUGGAUCUGUAUGGAGCUGAUGGACACUUCUCUGGAUAAAUUCUACAAGCAGGUGAUAGAUAAAGGCAUGACCAUCCCCGAGGACAUACUGGGAAAGAUGGCCGUCUCGGUAGUGAAGGCUCUGGAACAUCUGCACAGUAACCUGUCAGUGAUCCACCGAGAUGUGAAGCCAUCAAACGUAUUGAUCAACACACAGGGCCAGGUGAAGAUGUGUGACUUUGGGAUCAGUGGUUACCUGGUGGACUCCGUGGCCAAGACCAUAGACGCUGGCUGCAAGCCCUACAUGGCGCCAGAGAGGAUCAACCCAGAGAUUAAUCAGAAAGGCUACAACGUCAAGUCUGACAUUUGGAGUUUAGGAAUCACUAUGAUUGAGCUGGCCAUCUUGCGUUUUCCCUAUGACUCGUGGGGCACCCCCUUCCAGCAGCUGAAGCAGGUGGUGGAGGAACCAUCCCCCCAGCUUCCUGCUGACCAGUUCUCCCCUGAGUUUGUUGACUUCACCUCUCUGUGCUUAAAGAAAAAUUCCAAAGAGCGGCCAAACUACCCAGAACUCAUGCAACAUCCCUUUUUCAUCUCCCACGAAUCCAAAGAGACUGACGUGGCUUGCUUUGUCAAGGUCAUCCUCGGGGACUGAUAAGCAGCCCCGCUCCCUGAUCUAAGACAACGCUCUGACCAAUUGCCACAGGGGGAGGCGGGCCUUACAAAAAAAGCACCAAUCGCAAACCCUGUUACCUGCGGGACUCCAACGCCUCCCCAGUUCCCGACCCCUCCCUCUGGCACAGAUGCAAAUGGACAGUAGAGGAACUCCGAGGAGAUGAAUGAGGAGAAUGAUGCCCAACCAUGUUGGAGGAAUGAGGAGUUAGCCUUAAGGCCUCAAGGCCCUCACAUAUUAGAUAUAGGCAAUGGGGCAACGUGUAAUUUACUGUUGUUUUGAGGAUUGGAGGGCUGAAUGGAUGAAUUUAUGAUGAAUUUAACUAUGUGAAAUGCGACUCCCGCCGACUCUCUAAUUUUGUCCCACCCUUGUUACUGUACGAGACCCACUGCUCAAACAGUGAUUUGGAUGUUAGUGAAUUUAGGAACGUGUGGAUUAUGCCCUGUGCUAUUGGUCAUUCUCUAAUAUAUAUUUAAACCUGGUGUGAAAACAUAAAACAACUAAAAGUGAUAAAUAUACAUAUGUAUAAUCUAAAUGUUUGUAUUUUACUCAAAGAAAGUUGUAUUGGUUUACUAAUAGACUGCACAUGUACAGAACAUAUCUACUAUAUAAUGGGUGGGUUUCAGUCCCCUUAGAUAAACAGAUAGUUACAGAGAGAUUCAGAUUCUAUGACUGUCCAAUGGUUGAGCUGUAGACCGGGAGACAGGCUGGAGGCCUCAGUCAGACCUGCAAUGGGUUCUUCAAAGGAAGUUACUGCAGUUUGCUCUUAACUGCUCU
Messenger RNA from Salvelinus namaycush (lake trout), 1872 nucleotides. It is a transcript of the gene map2k6, whose product is annotated as mitogen-activated protein kinase kinase 6. Gene Ontology annotation, molecular function: ATP binding; MAP kinase kinase activity. NCBI's taxonomy places the organism in Eukaryota, Metazoa, Chordata, Actinopteri, Salmoniformes, Salmonidae. Bases 1 to 1077 code for a protein of 358 amino acids. Gene Ontology annotation, biological process: protein phosphorylation; MAPK cascade. The record is from RefSeq and is a predicted model, not a curated record. The transcript is spliced from 12 exons.